Messenger RNA from Chaetomium fimeti, 1851 nucleotides. RefSeq lists its product as uncharacterized. Lineage: Eukaryota; Fungi; Ascomycota; Sordariomycetes; Sordariales; Chaetomiaceae. Bases 1 to 1851 code for a protein of 616 amino acids. The transcript is spliced from 3 exons. The record is from RefSeq and is a predicted model, not a curated record.
AUGUCGAAGCGAACUGUAUUCACCACCGUGACGCCCCUUCCGGCGGUCGUCACCCGCCAAGUCGUCCUCGACUUUCUCCAUGACUACGAGGAGAUGAUCGACUUGAACCCCUUAGUCAAAGAGCGCCACCCUAUUCCACCUCCGUCACACGCCCCAGCAGACGAACUCCACUGCCAGUGGUACUCUCUGACCGACAAGAUCUCAUACUUCCCCGGGGUGAGCGGCGACGUCACUUACACAUGCGCCUUCAAUGAUCUACCAACCGGUCUCCAGACACACUGCUACGCACCGGCAGGGCUGACAAUCCGUGAUAAAUGGACGGUCGGCGGUUCUCUCCCAGGGGAACCCCCGCAACCUCUCGAGCUAGGUCUUAAGGCGCCUUCGACGGGACUAUAUCUCCGUGAAGAUGUCGAUAUGCGCUGCAAUGUAAUCAUGACGAGCUUUGUGAAGAAGACGCUCAAGAAGGCACACUCCGCUCUGGUCGACCGUUUGAGGAUCAAAGCCGAGAUUGCGAGCACCUCCAGCAGGCGCAGGAGCAGUAGGGACAGCAGAAGCGCCGUGGUUUCUCCCGAGCCGAGCAUGAUGUCGACCAUGGGAAGCACCGCGCCAAGUAGCAUCAGCAGCAUCAGCAGCCAAUACCCCCAUGUAGCCGACUGCGUACCGACCAGCCGCCCCUCCUCCGCCGCAUCUUCUGUGUCCUGCUAUAGCGUGCAGAGCAGUCCAAUGUGGUCACCACCAGCAAGCACCCUCGGAACAAGCCCCGCGCUGUCCGCCUCGAGCCCACCACCAACUCACGGCGGCAACCCCCAACAGCCAGGCGAACUACCAGGCGAACUUCCCGCAAGCGAACUUUGCGCAGAGCAAUCCAAGCAGCAACCCGCGGCACUAGCACCACCAUCACGGCCGCCACCGCCGCCACCGGCACCCACAUCCAUCCCCGAGUUCACCUUCGAACCGAUAUCCAUCACCCUCUCCGAACCGCCCACCCACUCCGACCCCGACACCCCCUUCCUGCGCAACGCCAAACCCGCCACCCCCUCGCGCACCAUCGACCCCGACACCCCCUUCCUCCGCAACGCCAAACCCGCCACCCCCUCGCGCACCAUCGACCCCGACACCCCCUUCCUGCGCAACGCCAAACCCGCCACCCCCGCGCGCACCACCACCCUCGAGCCAGAAACCCCCUUCCUGCGCAACACCAAACCCAACUGGCCGCUCGCCCCGCCCAACGACGACGACGGCAGCAACAACUGGCCGCUGAAACCCGCGGCGGCCCCGUGCCAGCAACAACAACAACCACAGGAACAAUCCCGUCCCCGCCCCCGCCCCCGGCCCCAGACGCACCUCUUCAUCCAGCCGUACCGCCCGCCCCAGCCGCCGGCGGGGUCGGCCGCGCACUCGCCCGCUUCUAGCAUCGGCGCUGAGUCGGGGCUGUCGGGGGAUGCGCUGUGGCAGGCUCUGGGCGGCGGACGGGUCGGUGUGGCGAAGGGUGCUGGUGCUGGUGCUGGUGCGGAUGCGGGUUCGGGUGGGGGUGGGUACCAGCAUGCUCGUGCGCGGAGCUAUGGGCAGCCGCCGGCGUGUGCGACUGGGUAUGGCGCUGCGUAUGGAGUUGGGAAUGGGUAUGGGUCUGGGCCUGUGUACGGGCAUGGCAACGGGCGUGUGUAUAGCUCGGGGCAUCCGGAUUAUCCGCAGUUGAGUCCGUAUGAUGGGGAGAGUGCGGCGAGCCCUGUAGCUGCGGAUGGGGGGGUGAGGCGCGUGAGCAUGCCGCCGCCGCCCAAAAGGGUGCCGGUGCCGGGGACGGCGGGCCAGAAGGCCACGCUGAAUGGGCCGUUUGUUGCGAACUUGGAUUGA